Rana temporaria (common frog) is the source of this 1154-nucleotide messenger RNA. It is a transcript of the gene MKRN2OS, whose product is annotated as MKRN2 opposite strand. The transcript is spliced from 4 exons. Lineage: Eukaryota; Metazoa; Chordata; Amphibia; Anura; Ranidae. Bases 27 to 737 code for a protein of 236 amino acids. The record is from RefSeq and is a predicted model, not a curated record.
GGUGUUGUGUGUCCCUCCUGUGUCAUAUGACGUCAGAGCCAGGCACAGCUGCCAUGUCAGUGUACAGAGAUCAUGACGAGCAGGAGAUGAUGGAGCCUCUGGCCCUGAGUUUGGUAAAGUUCACUCAUUGUGAGAAAGAUAUUUACAGCAAUUUUGUUCCGCAGAACUGUCCUAUCUGUGGGGAAAAUCCAGUGAGCUCAUGGAACGUGGAGCACGCUCCGAUCAGCAUUCCCUGCCCUUUCAGCAAUGCACACAGUGAGACAUGCUGCUUUGUACUCAAGCCAACACAAGGCCGGUUUAUGGGAGAAUAUGAUGGCUGCUCAGACCUCCAUGUUGGGAUUACCAGUUCUAAAGGAACUGUUCAUCAUUACAAUGAAUCAGGAAUCCACAAAGACAGCACAGGCUGGGAACAAUGUGUGAGUGUACCACUAGUCCCACCAGAUCAGUACGCUCUGAUCCACCAAUGGGAUUCUUAUCUGGAAGAGAUCUCAUCUGCUGACAAAUGGCUUUUUUACCGAUAUGACGAACAAAACCACAACUGUUACACUUUUGCUCUGGCAUUUAUCAACAGCCUGCUGCAUCUGCAGGGAAAGAAAACUUUUAGCAAAGAUGAAUUCACAGAAAGAUUUGUUUUACCAAGAACUAGACGAGCCUCAAAAUACAUCACCCUAUGUCAUGAGGUGACCCAGAAUGCUUAUUACAUCACUGAUCGCUUCAGAAAUUCCAUCCUCAGAUGAUUUUUAUGGAUAAAAUGGUAUAUGAAUGACAGAACUAUCCUGUUAUACAAGCACCGAUUCUUUGAUUUGUUACAUACAGUAUGUUCUCUACAUUGUAUGCACUAUGGGGAUAUAAAUAUUGGAAAAAAUUCCACAACAGGACAGGUUUGUAAGACGAAAAAAUAGGCAGACAUAUCGGUGGGCAAAAAUAGAUAUUUUGGCUAGCAACUGAGACUCUGUUUUGCUGAGCUCCUGCCCUUGUACCCCACAACAGAUGGGAACGCUAAACCCAAGUGUGAGACAGAGAUAAUGGCGGUGAGCCAUUUUGUGGUCUUGGUUAUACAAGGACUAUGCACCGUUUGCCUUUAUUUUUGCUGAAGGAAGUUAUUUGUGUUUGUGUGUUUUGAGUGACUAAUACAAAUUAUUUAUUGUUACAAA